Callorhinchus milii (elephant shark) is the source of this 1993-nucleotide messenger RNA. Its product is annotated as Golgi reassembly-stacking protein 2. Gene Ontology annotation, biological process: Golgi organization. The coding region runs from base 27 to 1301 and encodes 424 amino acids. Gene Ontology annotation, cellular component: Golgi apparatus. Gene Ontology annotation, molecular function: protein binding. Lineage: Eukaryota; Metazoa; Chordata; Chondrichthyes; Chimaeriformes; Callorhinchidae. The transcript is spliced from 10 exons. The record is from RefSeq and is a predicted model, not a curated record.
GGGAUGGGAACGGGCGCUGAAUAUUGAUGAGGGAGUCUGCUCGCGCGGAGCUGUGCGGUGGCGGCUCCGGGGGGGAGACUCGGCGGCUGAUGGGAGCGUCUCAGAGCUCGGAGCUUCCCGGCGGCAGGACCGAGGGCUUCCAUGUGCUGCGGGUGCAAGAGAACUCCCCAGGCUACUGGGCCGGCUUGGAACCUUUCUUUGAUUUUAUUAUCUCCGCCGGUGAUGCUCGGUUGGAUAAAGAUGACAAUACGUUAAAGGAACUGUUGAUCGUCAGUGUGGAGAAGGCCCUGAAAAUGACUGUUUACAACACCAAGACGCAGGCAGUGCGGGAAAUUACCGCGACUCCCAGCAACCUGUGGGGUGGCCAGGGGCUGCUGGGCGUCAGCAUUCGCUUCUGCAGCUUUGACGGAGCUAACGAAAAUGUCUGGCAUGUGCUGGAAGUGGAGCCCAACUCCCCUGCUGCUCUGGCGGGAUUGAGGCCGUAUACGGAUUACAUCAUCGGAGCAGAAGCCAUCCUCCGUGAGUCUGAAGACUUGUUCUCUUUGAUCGAAUCGCACAACGGAAAGCCACUAAAGAUCUAUGUGUACAACACAGACACAGACAAUUGUCGGGAGGUGAUUAUCACGCCUAACAGUGCAUGGGGUGGAGAGGGCAGCCUGGGCUGUGGAAUCGGCUAUGGUUAUCUUCACCGGAUACCUAUCCAGCAGCACCUCCCGGAGAAAAAGGCAUCGGUGGUUCCCAGAGCUAGCCUGCCAUCGAGCCCUGCUGUCAGCCCCCUGAGAGAUGGGUUCAUCAAGGUUCCUUUUUCAGCUCCCAGCGCUCCUUUGAUGAGCAGCAUUCCCACUGCCCUGCAGCACGAGCUGAGCGGACUCCGGCUUGCAACGACCUCCCCCCCGGUAACAGGCUCAAUAAGUGUCCCACUGCUUCCUUCUCCAAUGAGCGAACCUUUCACUGUGUCAUUAGCCAAUGCAGCCAUCACCAGUACAGUGCCAGGUCUGAUAACUGCACCACCCGCUCUUACCAACCUACCAAACUUUCCAAACCUCAACUUGCCUUUCCCUAACCUUCCAAUGGGGACAAUAGCCGGAUUAGGGGGGAUUCCCAUGACCACAGGUUCGGCCCACUGCUCAGCGUCACACCCACAUUUCUCCCCCGCCAUCCCCAGUGUGCCCCCCGCCUGCUCCACAGCGCCCUCACUGAGCCUCGGCCCCUCUGCCCCAUCACAGACGGUCACAGCCUCCUUCCACUCCCACUGGAGCCCGGUGUCGGAGCCGCCAUCGCCCGCACUCGCCCAGGAAUAACCUCCGGCCAACAACCGGGGGGAGGGGGUGCCGAAAAACUGUCUUCCACACUACACGUUAGUGACAAACCUCGGCAGAUUGGGGGUGUGUGUUUUUGUUUCAACACUAAACUACAGAGGCAAGGAGUAGGGGGGAAAGGGGGUUUGCACCCCAACCUACACACAGUAUCACCCAGAUUCUAACUUGAGUAGAAUUGUCGUAACCCCACAACCUCGCUCUUUUCCCCCUCUGCCUCCCCCCUCACGACCUAGUUAAAUAAAGACCGUAGCAAUAUGUAUGUAUGUCUGUAGACGUCACAGUAUGACAAUCAUUAUGACACACGCAGUUAACUUCACAAAUAAGUGCAUAACUUGAUAGAAUAGGUAGCUAGAAGCAGAAUUGUGAACUAAAACUAGAACUGCAAUAAUCUUGAUUCCUUCCCUCUCGCUCGCUCACUCCCCAUUGUAGGAGCACUUUAGUGUAUAAUCCGUUGGAUGAACACGAUUCCCCUCCCCUUGGGUUGAGCGCAUGCUUUAGCACUAAUUGGUCCUCUUUUGCAUGUUAACAAGUUUCUUUUCAAAAGGAUAUUUUGUACAAUAAAUAAAAGUGUUUUUUUUUAAUAUGGUUUUAGGAAACAUGGGCAGAGAGUGUUUAGUGCUUAAGCCAGGGUGGUCCAACUGGCGGCCCCCCUUCCCUCCAUUUCAUCUGGCCAC